AUGGCUCCCCAACUAGCUUGGAUCGGCCUCGGCAACAUGGGGAGGGGCAUGUGCGCCAACCUCGUCUCCAAGGGAAACCUCGACAAGCCACUGAUCCUCUACAACCGCACCCAGCAGCGCGCCGACGACCUAGCCGCCAAGAUCGGCACGGACAAGACCAAGGUCGUCUCGACAGUCCAAGAUGCCGUCGCGCCCAGCGACAUCAUCCUCAUGUGUCUCGGCGACGACGCCGCCGUCACCGCCACCGUCGACACCAUCCUGGAGGGUGAUGUCACCGGCAAGACGAUUGUAGACUGCAGCACCAUCCACCCGGACACGACCAACGCGCUGGAGAAGCGCAUCACGGCGGCGGGCGGCGAGUUCGUCGGGAUGCCCGUCUUCGGCGCGCCCGCCAUGGCCGACGCGGGGAGCCUGGUGUGCGUAGUCGCGGGGCGAUCGGGGUCGGUGAAGAAACUAGCGCCCUACCGCGACGGGGUCAUGGGGCGGGCGACCAUCGACUUCAGCGACCAGCCGGCAGGGAACGCAACGCUGCUGAAGGUGAUUGGCAACACCUUCAUCCUGAACAUGGUCAACCAGCUCUCCGAGGGCCAUGUGCUGGCCGAGAAGUCCGGCCUGGGGGUCGACAACCUGCAUGCUUUCAUCUCGACCAUGUUCUCCGGUCCGUUUGCUGCCUACUCCCAGCGCAUGCUGGCUGGCGACUACUACAAGCGCGACGAGCCGCUGUUCCACAUUGACCUGGCACGCAAAGAUGCCCGCCACGCGAAAGCCCUCGCAGAUGCGAGUGGCGCCAGCGUGAAGGGUCUGGAUGUAGUGCGGGCGCGACUGGAAGGUGUGAAAGAAUACUUGGGGGACAAGGGAGACAUCCCGAGUGUGUAUGGUGCGGUGCGGAAGGAGAGUGGAUUAGCGUUUGAGAAUGGGAAGUAG
Ascochyta rabiei is the source of this 924-nucleotide messenger RNA. RefSeq lists its product as uncharacterized. The transcript has 2 exons. The record is from RefSeq and is a predicted model, not a curated record. NCBI's taxonomy places the organism in Eukaryota, Fungi, Ascomycota, Dothideomycetes, Pleosporales, Didymellaceae. Gene Ontology annotation, molecular function: NADP binding; oxidoreductase activity, acting on the CH-OH group of donors, NAD or NADP as acceptor; NAD binding. The coding region runs from base 1 to 924 and encodes 307 amino acids.